Messenger RNA from Harpegnathos saltator (Jerdon's jumping ant), 3866 nucleotides. RefSeq names its product HECT and RLD domain containing E3 ubiquitin ligase 4 (gene Herc4). Gene Ontology annotation, molecular function: ubiquitin protein ligase activity. Lineage: Eukaryota; Metazoa; Arthropoda; Insecta; Hymenoptera; Formicidae. The transcript is spliced from 19 exons. The record is from RefSeq and is a predicted model, not a curated record. Bases 286 to 3549 code for a protein of 1087 amino acids. Gene Ontology annotation, biological process: protein ubiquitination; ubiquitin-dependent protein catabolic process. Gene Ontology annotation, cellular component: cytoplasm.
UAGCCUGUGCUAUACGGCUUCCUCGCGCGACUUCGCAACUGCGACCGCAUAGCUUGCAACUGUGAAAAAAUAUACAUAAAUAAUCAGGUUCUCUGUGUGUGGCCAAAUUACACAUACGCGUUAUAUAUAUAUAUAUAUAUAUAUCGCUAAAAAAGACUGUCAGUCGCUGUACUAACGACGACGAUUGUUACUCCGAUCUGACGAAACGAAAUCGACGAGCGAAAAUGACGUACCACGCGUUUCUCGUAAAAAACAUGUCCCGCCCGCAAGCCUGACGCUUGUGCUAUGAGAUAUAGAAAAAAUAUGGAAACACAUUCAGGAAAACGCCAUUUGGCAGAAAAGAUUAACUCAGUGACAAAGUAUCCAAAGUUUGAAAUCGACAAAAUGUUUUGUUGGGGCAGUACCAUUCAUGGAGAAUUGGGGCUGGGUGGUAUUGAGGAUGAAAAUAUAUUUACUCCUCGUGAAGUAAAUUUUGAGAAGGCUAACGAAAUUGAGCAAAUUGCUUGUGGAGAUAAUUAUACUAUAGCUGUUACCAAGGAAGGCCAAGUAUAUUCCUGUGGUAACAACGAUCAUGGACAACUCGGUCAAGAAAAAGGGAGGAAAAGACUACAACUAAUAAGUGGUAUAGAUCCACUUGCAUUUAGAAAAGCAGCGUGUGGAUCUAGUCAUACUUUGGUUGUAAACGAAUGGGGACAACUUUUCAGUUGGGGUAGUAAUGUGGAAGGUCAGCUAGGCUUAGAUCGCGUCAGUGCUACAAUACGUGAACCACGUAUGGUGAAGACAUUGGGUACAAAGAUAAUUGUGCAAAUCGCGUGUGGUUUGAAGCAUUCGAUCGCCCUUACGAAUAAUGGAGAGCUGUACGCAUGGGGCAGUAACAGUGAUGGGCAAUUAGGACUAGGAUCUGACACAAAAAUGGAACUCAAACCCAAGCUAGUUCAUAGUUUAGCUGCUGUACCGAUUGCAUUUGUGGCAUGUGGGGGAUAUCAUACUAUAGUCAUAUCGAAAUCUGGAGCAGUAUUCGCAUGGGGCCGAAAUACUUUUGGACAAUUGGGAUUGAGCGAUAUACAAAAUAGAAAUGUGCCAUGUCAAUUGCGUACUCUGAGAAACUCUAGAGUAUGCUACGCAGCAUGUGGUGAAGAGUUUUCCGUAUUCCUGACGAUGGAUGGUGGAGUGUUCACUUGCGGUGCUGGGAUGUAUGGCCAAUUGGGUCAUGGAAACAAAACAAGUGAAAUUUUGCCGCGACAAAUAAUGGAACUGAUGGGCAGUACGGUGACCCAGAUAUCCUGCGGGAGAAGGCACACAUUGGCUUUGGUACCAUCUAGAGGCAGAGUUUAUGCGUGGGGUCUAGGUGGUGCCGGACAAUUGGGUAACCGUAUCGCCCAGAAUUCUACAACACCACAAGUUGUAUUUGGACCAUGGGUCUCUCCGAGCGGAUCUUCAAUGAUAAACCACGACUCACAUGACAGUCCUAAACCAACUGAUUGCGUUGUUAAACAUAUUUUUAGCGGUGGUGAUCACUGUUUCGCUAUAGUCACCUUGAGAGAAGAUAAUAUAGAACCAGAUGACUGUAGAAUAUUAGGGUCAACCUCCCAAAUUCUUACAGUGACGGAGGAACAACUAGCUGCCUGUCAAAGAGUUCCAGCUGAAUCAUUGGUUGAUCAUGAAUUAAUUACGUAUUUAGAGACUGUGUUCAGAAGUCAAGCAUGUAUAAAUGGAUCUUUCUUGCGCGCUAAUGACGCGCAUUACGGAUGUUCGAGGAAACAUCACGGUGUGGACAUUGAUAGUGCGAUUAAAUUAUACGCAAUUAUUUCAAAAUUAGAAAACAAAACGAUCCAAGAAUUGAUUUUUACAUGUAUAACCGAUAGUCUUUUACCGUCGUUAGCAACAUCUCCGCCCGACGUAGAGUCCCUAAGAGUGUACUUAACGUUGCCACUGUAUCACGGAUUCGUGGACCCAAUAAACCACAACAGUCUGCAGAAACCAUUUUCCCAGGCCGUGUUGACUCUAAAGCCGGAGGCUUGCAAAAUUGUAAACAUAUGGUGGAACAAUGCUCCGGCGCAUUACUUUGAGAGACUAGUGAGGAUUUACAAGUAUGUCGUAUUACACUUCGUGAAGCAAUCGACAGCGGACAAGAGUGUCCCGUGGAAUCCAAGCCUAAAGUGUGCCCUAGAAUUAUUACGGUUAUUAUAUAAACUAAAUUUCGCAGACGAUGCUAUGCGAGUAUCUUACGAAACUUUUCAUUUGCCGAAUCUGAUGCAGUUUAUAGAUAUCAGAACUGAGUAUCUUAGGUGGCUAAUGGAAGAUUCCUCACCUAAUUAUCCCAGAAUAUACUUUUGCAAUUAUCCUUUCCUUUUCGAUGCCGAGGCGAAAACUGUAUUAUUGGAAACGGAUCAAGCUGUACAGAUGCAAUCCGCGAUGAAUGAAGCAGCAUCGAGAGCCAUCAGACAUAUAUUAUUUCAUAUAAACACGGGAAGUGUAGACGCUCGGCAGCAUAAUCAAUUUGUGACGUUGAACGUAUCACGAGAGAAUAUAGUCACGGAUACUUUAACACAAUUAUCGCAAUAUGAUCCUUAUGAUUUGAAGAAACCGCUCAGAAUCAAAUUUCACGAUGAGGAGGCUGAAGACGCAGGCGGGGUGAAGAAGGAAUUUUUCAUGCUCCUGUUGCGAGAAGUACUCGAUCCCAAGUACGGUAUGUUUAAACAAUAUGAAGAAACGAGAACAAUCUGGUUUAUCGAAGACUCGUUUGAGGAUGAAGUCAUGUAUUUCCUAAUCGGUCUUCUCUGUGGUUUGGCUAUUUAUAAUUUCAUCAUUAUCAAUUUACCGUUCCCGUUGGCCUUGUAUAAAAAGUUGUUAGGAGAAUCAGUUGGAUUGAACGACGUCAAGGAUUUAUCACCAGUAAUUGCAAAAAGUAUGCAGAGUAUUCUCGACUACAACGAAUUGGAUUUCGAAGACGUGUUCAGUUUGAACUUCGAAGUGAAUCGAGAGGCAUUCGGCGAACAGAAAACCUUCGAAUUGAUACCCGGCGGUAGCAAAGUUCCUGUAACGUUAAAAAAUAAGAAGCAAUUCGUCGACCUUUAUGUCGACUAUAUACUAAACAGAUCCGUGGAAUCUCAUUUCAAAGCGUUUUAUGAAGGUUUCCACAGAGUGUGCGGUGGCAGAGUAUUAGAGCUCUUCCACAGUCAGGAACUGAUGUCUGUGGUAGUUGGUAAUGAAAAUUACGAUUGGGAACAAUUGCAGAAAAAUACGACUUAUAAGGAGGGCUAUUCCGAAAACAACCCCACUGUCGUUCUCUUUUGGCAGGUCUUUCAUGAACUGACGUUAGAAGAGAAGAAAAGAUUCUUGCUCUUUUUAACGGGCAGUGACCGAAUACCUAUACAGGGCAUGAAGGCUAUCAGGAUAACGAUACAGCCAAUGAACGACGAACGCUUCCUUCCUGUUGCACAUACAUGUUUUAAUUUGCUCGAUUUGCCGCGUUAUCAAACGCGCGAGAGAUUAAAAUACAAAUUGUUACAAGCUAUCCAACAGACUCAAGGAUUUUCGCUCGUGUGAAAGUUAAUUACAGCAUAACAACACCUUUUUUGUAACUCACAAUCAUUGGAGUGUCAUCACUGAGAGACUAAUUUAUUCGCGUAUGAAUACAGUGUGAAAAUCGAAUUAUAUAAAGGAAUCGAAUUGUAUGAAGGAGAAUGUGAUAUUUACAAGAAAAAAAAAAAAGGAGAAAGUAAAAGAGAAAAUAGCAAAUCUCGUUACCGUUAUUACAGACGCAUGCCUAAAUAAGCAAAGUCACUUGAUCAGUGAUUGAAUGAAUAAUGUUAUGUACGAGCAUACAAAGAAGUGAAUGAAAAUAUACAAAAUAUCGACAUCUA